Mytilinidion resinicola is the source of this 807-nucleotide messenger RNA. Its product is annotated as putative phosphomannomutase. The transcript has 3 exons. Gene Ontology annotation, molecular function: phosphomannomutase activity. Gene Ontology annotation, cellular component: cytosol. The coding region runs from base 1 to 807 and encodes 268 amino acids. Lineage: Eukaryota; Fungi; Ascomycota; Dothideomycetes; Mytilinidiales; Mytilinidiaceae. The record is from RefSeq and is a predicted model, not a curated record. Gene Ontology annotation, biological process: GDP-mannose biosynthetic process; mannose metabolic process; protein N-linked glycosylation.
AUGCAGACCGCCGCCGUGAUCCCCCCUCUCAACGAGCGCCCGAUCAAGAACACAAUCGUCCUCUUCGAUGUAGAUGAGACGCUCACAAAAUCCCGGCAGGGAGUCAAGCCCGAAAUGCUCACCCUCCUCUCCGCGCUCCGCCAAAAAGUCGCCAUCGGCUACGUCGGCGGCUCCGACCUAGCCAAGCAACAAGAGCAACUCGGCACCUCCGAAAUCCCCGUAACCUCCCUCUUCGACUUCUGCUUCCCUGAGAACGGACUUACUGCUUUCCGACUCGGCGUGCCCCUCGCAUCCCAAUCCUUCAUCGGCUGGCUCGGUGAAGAGAAAUACAAGAAGCUCGUCAACUUCCUGCUGCGGUACAUCAGCGAGAUCGACCUACCGUUCAAGCGCGGGACCUUCGUCGAGUUCCGGAACGGCAUGGUCAACGUGAGCCCCGUGGGCAGGAACGCCACGAAUGCGGAGCGGGACGCGUUCAACGCGUUUGACACGGAGCAUAAAGUGCGCGAGAAGUUCGUAGCUACACUCCAGAAAGAAUUCGUGGAAUUGGGGUUGACCUAUUCCAUCGGUGGCCAAAUCUCCUUCGACGUCUUCCCUACCGGCUGGGACAAGCGCUACUGCCUGCAGCACGUCGAGGCCGAGAAAGCGCGCCCAGACGGCGUCGACUACACUACCAUCCACUUCUUCGGCGACAAGACGUCGCCCGGCGGCAACGAUUACGAGAUCUACUCGGAUUCGCGCACGAUCGGGCACAGCGUCAAGGACCCAGACGACACGCUGGCGCAGGUGAAGGCGGAGUUCUUCUCGUGA